AUGAGUGGGCCAGAUUAUCAGCUAAACUAUAUAAACGGUGAAGAAUUCCCGUACCCUGUGACUAUAAAUAGGGAAGACUUUCAACAAGAGUUGAAUUGUGAUAAUUUCCAAGUUGAUGACUUUUUAUAUCAAAACCACAGAUUUACAUCGAUAGAUUCAUUGAUCAAGGAUUUGACCCAUUUGUUAGAUAGCCUUAACAACGAAUUAUUGGAUUUAGUUAACAAUGACUACACGGACUUCAUAAAGCUUGGAAAGUCUAUAAAUGGAGGUUUACAGUUAAUGCAUAAUAUCCAAAUAGAUUUGCAGAAUUUUAACACCAGUUUAUCGCUGGUUAAAAAAAACUUCCAAGUUUCCAAUGAUUUGGUGGCCAACGCAUUAGCGAAGAAACAGGAACUAGUCGAAUUAAAGACGAAGAUAAAGCUAUGUCUCUUAUUGAAUGAUCAUGUGAAUAAUUUUGAGAAUAUACUAAAUCUUGAUGACUUAAAUACUGAAAAUGACAAGUUGGUAACAAAAUUGAAAACUUUAACAGCUCUAUAUCUAUCGUUGAGCAAACUUUUUGCAUUGAUAACGUCAAAUGAACGUGAUGAUUCAGUGUCUUUCGUCAAUAAGAAUUUAAAAGUUAAGAUAAUGUCACUAAAAUUCGAAUUUAAGGGCUACUUAGAUGAAAUGCUAACCAGCUUUAAGUCAAAAAGAAUAUCCAACCGGGAUGUAAUACUUGAAUUGUUGAAUAUUUACAAGAUAACAGGGCAUGAAAGAGAUUUUAUAAGCAUUAUGAAUAGCAAACUGACUAGUAUAUAG
This is a messenger RNA of Debaryomyces fabryi, 798 nucleotides long. Its product is annotated as Golgi transport complex subunit. NCBI's taxonomy places the organism in Eukaryota, Fungi, Ascomycota, Pichiomycetes, Serinales, Debaryomycetaceae. Gene Ontology annotation, cellular component: membrane; COG complex. The transcript has a single exon. Gene Ontology annotation, biological process: Golgi organization; intra-Golgi vesicle-mediated transport; protein transport. Bases 1 to 798 code for a protein of 265 amino acids. The record is from RefSeq and is a predicted model, not a curated record.